Messenger RNA from Penicillium odoratum, 243 nucleotides. RefSeq lists its product as uncharacterized. The transcript has a single exon. Lineage: Eukaryota; Fungi; Ascomycota; Eurotiomycetes; Eurotiales; Aspergillaceae. The coding region runs from base 1 to 243 and encodes 80 amino acids. The record is from RefSeq and is a predicted model, not a curated record.
AUGGGAGACAACUACACCGAGUGGGAAUACUUCUCCCAUCCUGAUCCAGAUGAGGAAGACCUCCCAGCUCUGGACGAAAUACAAAUCUUGCGAGAGUUCGCUGAUCGCUAUGGCGCUACUGAUCCCGUGUCUGCAGAUGACACUGCUCGCAAGUUAAUGUCGCUCGUUAACGAGAAACGUGUGGUAGUUGAGCGCCAGAGUAAUCUCGUGGACAAAGGCGAACGCGUUUCCUACUUAUUAUAG